Messenger RNA from Magnolia sinica, 1740 nucleotides. RefSeq names its product cytokinin dehydrogenase 6-like. NCBI's taxonomy places the organism in Eukaryota, Viridiplantae, Streptophyta, Magnoliopsida, Magnoliales, Magnoliaceae. Gene Ontology annotation, molecular function: FAD binding; cytokinin dehydrogenase activity. The record is from RefSeq and is a predicted model, not a curated record. Bases 1 to 1740 code for a protein of 579 amino acids. The transcript has 5 exons. Gene Ontology annotation, biological process: cytokinin metabolic process.
AUGCGUUUCUCCAUUCUUUCCUAUCUACUCAAAGUUCUUCUCUUCCUAUAUGUUUCUCCGCCCUUCAAUUUCAUUCAAACAUCUAUUGAUUCAAUCCCCUUACAUUUCCACACCCCCAAUAUCUCCUACACACUAGAUUAUGGUAGAAUCAUACAAAAAUCUCCUUCUCUAGUUCUUAAACCAAAGACCCCACAAGACAUUUCUCUUUUGCUACAAUCCAUCUCUUCCAUAGACAACAAUCUAACUGUGGCCGCCAGAGGUGCAGGCCAUUCUACCCAUGGCCAAGCGCACGCGCCUGAUGGUAUCAUCGUUGACAUGACUGAGUUGCCACGGGCCAUUACAGUCGGAAAAACCAAAGUGGGUUGCGAUGGAAAUGAUCAUUUCUUCGUCGAUGCCGAUGGUGGGGCUCUUUGGAUUGAGAUCUUGGAGGAGACACUGAAACAUGGUUUGACACCUCCAUCAUGGACGGAUUAUUUGUAUCUUACUGUGGGCGGGACGCUGUCCGUCGGUGGGAUUGGUGGCCAGACCUUUAAGUAUGGGCCCCAGAUAGCUAAUGUGUUUGAAAUGGAUGUGGUAACAGGAAGAGGAGAGCUCAUGACUUGUUCUGAAGUGAAAAAUCCAGACCUGUUUUAUGCAGUGUUAGGAGGAUUGGGGCAGUUUGGGAUUAUAACCAGAGCUAGGAUUGCAUUGGAGGUUGCUCCUAAGAUGGUGAAAUGGAUAAAAUUAUUUUAUGAUGAUUUUAAUAGGUUUACAAGAGACCAAGAGCAUCUAAUGUCAAUGGAGAAGGUGGAUUAUGUGGAAGGUUUUAUAAAGUUAAAUGAGGAUUCCCAUUCAUCGAGUCACGUAACUUCCCGUUUAAGUUUAGAUGUUGAAAACCACUCAAAAAGAAUGGUUGAAAACUAUGCCAUCGAAAUUGCAAUUUACUACAAUGAGGACGAGGCCAUUCAUCAGAAAUUGGAUGAAAUACUAAGUCGAUUGAGCUUCAUUCCACCGGAGAUUCUAAACGUAGACAUCUCUUACUUGGACUUUCUCAACCGCGUAAGACUGGAAGAACAAAAGCUUCAUAACCAAGGACUAUGGGAAGUGCCCCAUCCGUGGUUAGAUCUCUUCGUCCCUAGGUCCCACAUUAACCAAUUCAAAGAUCUCCUCCUUCAAACCAUUUCAACAACCCCCAUUGGUGGCCCACUAAUCAUCUACCCAGUCCUAAAACACAAAUGGAAUCAGAAAAUGUCGAUAAUUCUGCCUCAAGAUCAAGUGGGAGAGGACAUCUUCUAUGUAGUAAACUUGCUCCGGUCAGUCGCGCCAUCAUGCAGAACCUAUGGCUCUUCAUGUCUACAAAUCUUUCUAGCUCAAAACCAAGAGAUCAUAGAGAUUUCUACUUCAAAGGCUAGUAUUUGCCGAAGGAACACUGAAGUGGAUAUCAUCACUGACACAAUUGAUGGCACCCUGGGGACCAUGAUGGCUAUUGAUGGGGUGAUGGGUGCAACCAUGAUGGAUAUCUAUGGUGGUUUUUGCAUGAGGAAGAUGGAAGGGAGAGAGGUGGAGAUGAUGGAUGGUGGAGAUGGAAUGGGUGUGAAACAAUACAUGCCAUAUCUAAUGGAUGAAAGUGGAUGGAGGGGUCAUUUUGGUGAAGAGUGGGAGAGGUUUGAAGAGUUGAAAUCUAAGUUUGACCCUUUGCAUGUUUUGAGUCCUGGUCAAAGGAUUUUCAAGAGGAAAAUCAAGGGAGGUUGUAUUCUUUGA